This is a messenger RNA of Drosophila navojoa, 1163 nucleotides long. It is a transcript of the gene Pex14, whose product is annotated as peroxisomal biogenesis factor 14. The record is from RefSeq and is a predicted model, not a curated record. Gene Ontology annotation, cellular component: peroxisomal membrane; peroxisomal importomer complex. NCBI's taxonomy places the organism in Eukaryota, Metazoa, Arthropoda, Insecta, Diptera, Drosophilidae. Gene Ontology annotation, biological process: protein import into peroxisome matrix, docking. Gene Ontology annotation, molecular function: signaling receptor binding.
AUUCUGUUGUGUUGCACUCGUCAUUCCUAGCACAAAGCCCCUUGCUGCACUAGCAUUUGGGUUUUCCUUCCAAAGAAACAUAAUUGAAUUAAGCGUAAACAUUAAAAUGUCUAACAGCAAUACAGACACGGGUGACACAACUGUAACGACCACAACUAGCGCCACUGUACAGGAUUACAAUCCGAAUGCUGUCGAUGGUGAGGUACUGGAACCGCGUGAGUCGCUGAUAACCACAGCUGUUAGCUUUUUACAAAACACGAAGGUUCGCCACACAACACUCGUCCAGAAGCAGCAAUUUCUGAGGUCCAAAGGUCUAACUGCGCAUGAGAUACAAUUGGCUUGUGAGAGAGCCGGUGUCUUUACCCAAGAUCCAAACAAUCCCAAUACUGUCAUAAAUAUUGGCUCUCAACUGGCGGUGCAGCCACAACAAACAGCUUUCGGCAGACUUCGGGAAAUUCUGCACACGGCUGCGGUAUUUAGCGGAUUCGUCUAUGCCCUUUACUUAUUCUGGCGCAAAUUCAUUGCACCAUUUCUAUUUGGCAAGCCAAAGAAGAAACCCGUUGAAGAGGCUUUGGCAGAUAUUGACAAAAAAGUGGAAGUACGCACCGAUGCACUUAACAACGAAAUCACAUUGGUUAAGGACAUGAUUACGCUGCAACAGAAGGAGCAGACCCAACAUAUGACUCGCGAAUUCAACAAUUUUCGCUGUGACUUGGAUGCUAUUAAGGGGCUGUUGCUGAAUCGUAAACAAUUUCCGGGCCCCGUACAGCCCAUAGCAGUGCCCUCGAUACCUGCCUGGCAGUUGGCUAGCUCGCCCCAUCACCAUCGCCAUAGCAACAAUAGUCAGUCGGAUGACAACGAUAAGCCCGAUGAUGCUGGCUCCGGUUCCGGCUCAUCCGAAACGGAGGUGGUUACCAAAAACAGUGAUUCUAGCUUAGAGAUCAUGUAAUGACUAUGAAGAAAAGGCUUUUCAUAUAUAGCUGAUGUAGUCUGGCUAUAUAUACAUAUUAAUAGAUUUUGUAUAUGAAAUAUUUGAUGCUUUAGUUAUAACCAGUGUACAUUGAAUGAAUAUCAGAUAGACGGUUUGCAUAUUUAGUAGUAUUCAGGUUUAAUUUUUCAAAGGCUAAUAUCCAUAUCCAUAAUUGCUACCAAAAGAUAAAAUA